Messenger RNA from Trichoderma atroviride IMI 206040, 307 nucleotides. RefSeq lists its product as uncharacterized. The record is from RefSeq and is a predicted model, not a curated record. Gene Ontology annotation, molecular function: acyltransferase activity, transferring groups other than amino-acyl groups. Lineage: Eukaryota; Fungi; Ascomycota; Sordariomycetes; Hypocreales; Hypocreaceae.
AUCACAACAUGGCUUCUUACCUCCUCGGCCUCUUGGGCUUCGGGCCCAGGAGAUCUGCGCCGCCAAUUGUGCCGACAGAUGAGGUCGCGCCGGUGCAUCUCUUUGACGAUACGGCCACGCUGCAGGGCUCCACGAUGAUGUGGACCUUCAGGUUUGACGAGGUUCUCGACGCCGACAAGCUGGGCAACUCGCUUUCCGAGCUCUUCCAGAUGCAAGGGUGGCGGAAGCUGGGCGGACGACUCCGGCGCAGACCUGAUGGAUCGACCGAGAUUCACAUCCCCUGCCCCUUUUCAGAGGACCGACCGCC